Octopus sinensis (East Asian common octopus) is the source of this 6796-nucleotide messenger RNA. Its product is annotated as nuclear exosome regulator NRDE2-like. Gene Ontology annotation, biological process: regulatory ncRNA-mediated post-transcriptional gene silencing; negative regulation of RNA catabolic process. The transcript has 13 exons. The record is from RefSeq and is a predicted model, not a curated record. Gene Ontology annotation, cellular component: catalytic step 2 spliceosome. Lineage: Eukaryota; Metazoa; Mollusca; Cephalopoda; Octopoda; Octopodidae. The coding region runs from base 70 to 3837 and encodes 1255 amino acids. Gene Ontology annotation, molecular function: protein binding.
ACUCAGUGAUGCUGAAAAGAGUCAGCUCCCCUUGCUAAGUAGCCAGUGAAUGGUUUAGGAAGGUGAAAUAUGGCUGACGAUGGAACAGCAAACACUUCCAAUACCUUAGCUUCUACCGUUCCUGUAGCUUGUCAGGGAAGUUCCCAGGGCUACCAGAUGCCAUCUACUGAAACAGACUCCAGUAAGACUACUACAAAACUGACUACUACAGAUCAAAAUCCCUCUCCAGCACCCGGCUUGUUCCCAGCCUAUUCUGUUCAAUCUGACAUUGCACUUGAAGCAAGUCAUGGAAAGUCUUCAGAUCUUUCCUGGCUCUCCAACAAAAGUUUUCCUAAUGAACUGGCUGCUAAUAAUUCUACACUGCCAUCAGUCAGUAGUAUUGCUGAAGAAUCUAGUGAUGAGGGAAGCAGUGGUUUCAGCUCUACUGAUGACGAUGAAGACUAUGAUGAUGAAGAUGAUAAAGGAGAGAAAUCUGAAGAAAAGGAUGCUAAAGAUACCAAAAACAGCACAGAGGACUGCAAAAUUAAGGUUGAACAUGUCUUAGGAGAUGAAGACCAAAACAAAGAUGGUGAUUCUAAGAAAAACUCAAGUCAUCAGAAUACAGAAAAUAGUCACUCACUUAAGAGAAAACAUAAAUCCAAGAAACACAAGCAUUCUAAAAAGUAUAAAAAAUUAAAGUAUGGCAAAACUGAUAAAUAUGGAAAAAAUCUUGCUGAACUCUAUAAAGGUAUUCCUGGUCAAAUUUUCCUUGGAGAUAAUGUAAAACCGUCUCUUGAAAACAUCUUCAGGAUUGACUGCAAAGCUGAUACUAACAUCUGGACUUAUGGUUCUAUUUACAAGUUACAUGUUGCUAAAUAUUUUCAGUGCUGCAAAUUUUGUCUUGGACUGACAGAUGACAAUGCUCGAUGUUUAUUAAUUAACCGAACUACACCAUCCUCAAGUGAAACCAAAAAAUUAGUAACUAAACGUUACUUUGAUGCUGACAGUUUAAAGCAAAUGAUUAGUCCUUCACAGAAAACCCAGCUGUGUCAAAAUGUGAAACAAACUUCUGAACUGCUUGAUAAAAAUGUCAUCUCGUUGACAGAUGAUAAUGUUAAUUCUGGGCACAACAACCCUGGUCAUCUUGAUGUAGCUUUGAACCAACAGGUGAGUGACACCAACACUGAUGGUGAAAACAAUAUUAGUAUAGCAACCAGUAGCCCUGUGCUGGAGAAGGUUGCUUACUAUAAUAAACGACUACAUUCAGAGUCACAUAAUGUGUCUCUGUGGUUGGAGUUUGUGUCAUUCCAAGAAACUUUUCUAGAGAAGCACGGCAAAAUGAUGUUUGAUGAUAAUGUCCAGCUUCUUUCAUUUCGUGGUGUCCUUGAAAAGAAAGUGGCUAUUCUAGAUAAAGCUAUUGAAUUUAACCCUCAUUCAAUUGAUCUAAAAGUUGCUCGUUUAAAACUGUGCCACGAUCUAUGGGAACCAAACAAAGUUCAGGAGAGUUGGGAAAAACUACUCUCUAAACACAGCACUGAUUCCACUCUGUGGAAGAAUUAUCUGCUUCAGCGUCAGUGCAACUUAACUACAUUCAGUGUGCUCAAAGUUACCAAACUCUACCAUAAGUGUUUCAAAUGUUUACUAGAAGCCCAAAAUUCUGAAAGCUGUUCACAAAUAUUAAAAAACACUCUGAACAAAAAUUUAUUGGACAUAUUUGUCCAGUAUUGCUGUUUCUUGCUGCAGACUGGUUUUACUGAAAAGAUGGUUGCAUCAUUACAGGCUGUGCUUGAAUUUAACCUAUUUUGUCCAACUUCACUAGAAAAGAGCAGUACUGAAGAUCGUAUUGCUGUUUAUGAGAGCUUCUGGGACAGUGGUGUUGCUCGUUUUGGUGAACCAGGUGCUGAAGGCUGGAAGUCAUGGGUUGAAACAAAAUCUUGUACAAAGGAUACUUCUUAUCGCUCAGUGUCAAUUGAUGAUAUUGAAGAGGACAUAAUUUCACAAAACAAACCCCAAUGGCAGACGUGGCUGAAUAUUGAACAACUUAGAGAAUCUGUACACUGGCUGCCAUGGCGACCUGACACCAGUGCUGAUGAGACACUAGAAGACUGUGAGGACCUUGAUCGCUUGGUGCUGUUUGAUGAUAUAGCUCCAGUGUUGAUUCAAUUUGAUGAUGACAGAUUAAAACUGAUGCUACUAAUUCAUUCCCUCUAUCUACUUGGGGUCUACAGAAAUGAACAGCAUUUUCUGCUCCUCACAUUCCUUCAAAAGUGGUUUAUCUCCCCAUUCACACUCAUUGACGUUCCACAAGCUGCUGUUCUAGAGAUUGGUUUAACAUUUGAACUUUUAAGUGGGAAUAAAGCUAGGCAUGAACUUUUCCAAAAAUUCGUUGAUAAUAUUUUCCAGCAAGCUGUUAAGGUAUUUUCAGGUGAGAACCAAACUGCUAUCACUUUGUUAUGGUUAGAACACCAUUUGUCUUUAUUACGAAAAUCACCAUCUGGUGCUGAUAAAACAUCUUCAAAAGACAUUCACAAGUUUGCCAAAUCUUUAUUAAAAGAGAAUCAUAACAGGAAUAAUUUAAUUCUUUGGAAUGCAUUUGCCCGGCUUGAAUGGGAAUUGGGCCGGAAAGAAGAAGCAUUUAAUGUUAUAGAGACAGUUUUGGUUAUGCAAGGAACUGAUCUGCUUCAGAUCAAAGAUCCUUGGGAAGGAGCUGGCAUCUGUGCCUUAUACCAUACAUACAUAGAUAUUCUUCUUGAUCUGAAAACUGAUUCACUGCCACCAUGUUCCAGCAAAGAGUGUUCUUCUCAAGAUUUAGACAAAUCUCGAUGGGCCCUCAUUCAUUUAGCAGAAGGUACCAAGCUAAAUGUAAAAAACUAUAUUUUAAAUACAAUUUCACCAACUAUGGUUCUGAAAACCCGGAAGAAAUUUGAUGAGAUCUCUGAACGACUUUGGGGUCAAUUCCAGCAAUCCACCCACGACAAAUUAACCAGCAUCUGUUACUUUCAUACAGAGUUUCUGGAGUGUUUUGCCCUGUUUGAAUAUUGUUUCAAUCGCCUCAGUGCUGUUGUGUCUUUAUUGGAUUCUGUGCAAAAUCAGUUUGAACAUUACUUGAAGAAGAGUGAAAGAGGUAUUCAUACACAAGAACUACCCUUUCUUGAAAGUCCAGCAGAGAAACAAAUCAUUCUUCAUUGUGAUAGAAUUGCUGUGAAAUUAUCAUUGUAUCACAUGAGUCAUCAUCAUCUGGCCCUGGGAUCCUUGAAGCAACUGAUCAAGAAAGCUACUGAAAGGCACCCUUCACAUCCAUAUUUCCUUAAGAUUUUAGUUCACAUUGAACAAAGUUCCUGGCUAAUGGGAAACCUUCGAAGAUAUUUUGAUCGCUGUCUUCUCAGCUCAACUUUGGCUUCACCUGUUCUGCUACUAUUUGCUUUAAGCUAUGAAUUAGAACAUCAAAACAAACUGGAAAAGCAAGCCUCAGUUGAUGGAGUGGUAUGUGCAACCUCUGGAACAUUGCAUCGUUUACGUUCACUAUUUGAAAGAGGCUUAAAUCAGCCACAAAUUUGCAAUUGUCCUCUGAUAUGGAGACUUUAUUUAUAUAUUGAGCAUAAAUAUGGUGAAGCUGAGAGAGCUACAGGACUUUAUUACCGAGCCUUACAACACUGCCCCUGGGCCAAGGCCCUUUACAAAGAUGCCAUUGCUAUGCUUGGAGAUAGUAAACUGCAGGAUAUUGUAGACCUAAUGCUGGAGAAAGAGAUGCGAAUUCAAAUUCCUAUUGAAGAAAUUGCCAUUCUCAGAGGAGAUGAAAACAUUAUCCCAGAUAUUACUAUUUCAGAGGAAAACCCAUCAGAUCCUCCUAAAGAAUGACAUAUAUUGAAGUAGAUAUUUUAAAAUGCUGUGAGUCGUCAAUGGGGCAUAUCUUAUAAUCUAUGAACAUGUUGCUGUGGCAGGUGAUAUCAGUAUUUUCAAUUUUCUUACUAUUCCAAGGUCUUUCUUUAAAGUCAUCUCUUACUGCCAUGAAUCAAUAAACAUAAUGUUUAUCACUGUAAAACACAUCCUUCCAUUCGAAAUUUCCUAAUAUUUUUCCAAAAGAUUAAUUUUGAAAUAUUUAAAAGUCACUGAUGAAUUAAUAACUCCAUAUCAUAAACUAUUAAAUAUGUAAAUGCUUAUAUUUAAGAAAUCUGGAUUGGAUAUGGCUUUAAAAAAAAAAUGGAGCUGUAUGUAAUUAUACAAUGAAAAGUGAGAUAAAAUGUUAACUGGAAGAUUUUCUGAAUUAUAAUUGUAGUGAGAAAGAGAUCUGGAUGAGUUUACAUUGGGCUAUGGUAUGUGAUUUUAUUAUAUAAGGAUUAUAAUCCACCUUUUAGCAUUUUUUAAAAGUUAAGCACUGAACAGAAAUAAACUCUUAUUAUACACUAAUACAUUUAGACUGGUGUCCUCAUCCUGAUUGUUGUAAGUCACUUUGUUUUGAUUUUUUUUUCCCAUCCAAUCUUCAUGUACCAUAAUAUUUAGUAUUCAUAUUCCAUGUCAGUAUGGGUUGAACAGUUUGACAGAAUCCAAUGAGUCAGAGAAAUGUAUCAAGCUCCAAUGCCUGUUUAAGCAUGGUUUCUACUGUGGGAUGCCCUUCCUAAUGCCAACCACUUUACAGAGUGUAUUGGGUGCUCUUUUAUGUCACCAAGUAGCUCGCAAGACCCCCUUCGUUGAGAUGUGUAUAAUUGAGGGAGGUGGUUUUACAAGAGGAGAAAAUGGUGGUGAUGAGCUGUCAGGCUAUACCCAGAAGAUACAAGAGGGUGAAUACCUACGGGAUGGGGGCAGAGAACCAGGUAAGUUUGCAAGGGUGUGAGGUAAGUGACAGAUGGUUAGUGGUGGGGAAUAUAAGGAUUUAGGAAACAUGGAGGUGUGUGGUCAGUAUUGAAUAUCAGUUUGAAGGAGGGUGAAAGAAAUAGGAGUGGGCCAAAAAGGAGGAAGUGAUAAGUGACAGUACAAAAAGUAGGGUGGGCGAUGCUCAAUGACAAGGACUGAGAUUCCGGGUAUAUAGGAGUGGAAUUUCAAACUGAUCCCUUUAUUAAAUCUACAAGGAUGGAUUAUUCUUAUUUAGUUGUCCAUAUCAAAAUAAUGAAAACUAAAUGGAAUGACAUGGUCUCUGUUUUAUGGACUGAAGGCUGGAGGGCAGAACAGUCAAAAUGUUAUGACUAACAACUAACAUUAUUAUACUUGUCUAAAUAUAUCAUUGUAUAAUAAUGAAUUAUUCCUCUCAGUAAUUAAAGCAAGAAAUAGAUUUUAAGAUUGGUAUGUUGGAAAUUUUGGCAUUUCAGUGUAGAUAAUGUGGUUAGAUUAAGAAGCAACACUUAGAGCAAAGACUUGUCCUUAACACAGUAAACUGACAAAAGAUUUAAUUUAGUGCUGCUGUUGCUUAUGACUAUGUGGCUGUGCCACUGAGAAUCUUGGCCAUGAACAUAAUGCAGUACAUGUAAUAGCAGGAUAAAAGAGAAUUUACUAAUCUUUCACCACUUUAUUGCCUGAAUUAUCUGCAUCACUAAUGUAAUACAAGCUAUCUAUUAUAUAUACACUCACACAAACACACCAUCUUCAUGUUGAUAGAAUAUACAAAAACACUAUAACAAGGACUACACAAUGGUUGACACCUCAUAUGCAUUUUUUUUUUUUUUUUACAUAUUCUAGUAGUAAAAACAGUUUUAGUCAAAGUUGCUAGGUUAUUUUAAUGCAAAAAGAAAAACCAAAGGAAUUAGAUGUUACUGUUAGAAAUAUGGUGUAAGUGAAUCCAGAAAUUUGUGAAUGUUAAUAAAAAUAUGGUAUUUAUUAAGUUAGUAAUUAAGGAUUUUUAUUAUUGAUUAAUAAAGUUUAUUUGUAAGUAGGUUUCUAUGUAUAAAAUGGUGCAGAUUUGAUUAUUGUAUUAAACAGUUAUCUUAAUAAAGCACAAGGUAGGCAUAUGUCUACACUGUAGGUGUAGCAAGCAUAUCAGUAUUUGCUGUCAUUAAAAAAAAAGGUCUUUUGAUUUAACCUGCUGGUAGGUUAUAGUUUGUUUGCAAUAUUAGUUGUAUAUUAACUGCUGAAAUGACCUUAAAGCACAAAUGAACUGUGAUGUACAGUCUAGAAUUUGUUAUGGAACUUUGUAUAAUUAAUUUACAAAGCAUUAGAGGAAGGCUUGUCAGUAUAUUCUAAAAAAAUUAGUUAUUAAUCACUGAAUGUAAAACAUAAGCAUAAAACCAAUUGUUUUUAGGUGAGGUGUGUAGCUGUUGGAAUGGAAUCUUAGCACGUCACUGGUACUUAGUUUAUACACUCGAGAUCAGCAAAGUUGAUCCUUGCAGGAUCUAAAUUUGGAACUGAAAAGGAUGAAACUUAAUACUGUAAAAUUUUUAGUUGGAUGCAGUUAUCUCAGCCACUUUAAACACUAUAACAAAAAUAACUGAAUUAAAAUUUUUUUAAUCAUUUAUUUUUCUGAAGAAAGAAAAACAAUUAGCAAUUUUUAGUCACCACUACUGAUCUGAAAAAAUUUCCAAUAAUAGCAAAUAUAUCUCAGAUACAAUUCACUCUAAAUAUGUGUGGUUUAAAUUCUUACCAAAAGUUUCAUAUUGCUACAAAUUGAUGAGAGUAACCUUUAGAUUCUAAACAUUUCUGCCACAUGUAUUGCGCACUGUAUGAAAAAUUGUUUAUUUUUAAUGAAAACUCUGGGACUGGUCGAGAUAACUUGGUUUAUACCUGAUUAUUACAUCCAGCGAAUGUAUGCUGCCUUCUGUCCUAAAUUUGAAGUCCAUUUAUCUCUAUAAUUACUGUAUUAUACUUUAUAAAUUAAAGAAAAUAUACAUCA